GCCACUCUUUAGGGUGCAGGCCUGGCGCGCGGCCGGAGGCGCUAGCGACAACCAGCCCGGAUCUUGGGGGAAAUGACACCUCUAUGCCCUCGCCCGGCACUCUGCCACCAUUUCCUUCCGUCUCUGCUCCGCUCGGUGUUUAAAAGCGCGCCAAGCGCCCGGCAGGGGGCCGAGGCCGCGGGACUCUCCGAGCCAGGCCCAAGCCUGGGCCCAGCCGCCCUGCUCCGGACGGUGUCCAGCGCCAGCCGCCACAGCCGAGCCUGCCGCGGAGCCAAGACCGCGGCUGUUUCCCCCGGCAAGCGGGCCCGGCCCGCGGCGGAGGGCAGCAUGCAGCUCCGCUUUGCCCGGCUCUCGGAGCACGCCACGGCCCCCACCCGGGGGUCCGCACGGGCAGCGGGCUACGACCUGUACAGUGCCUAUGAUUACACAAUACCACCUAUGGAGAAAGCUGUUGUGAAGACAGACAUUCAGAUAGCCCUUCCUUCUGGGUGUUAUGGAAGAGUAGCUCCACGUUCUGGCUUGGCUGCAAAACAUUUUAUAGAUGUAGGAGCUGGUGUCAUAGAUGAAGAUUAUAGAGGAAAUGUUGGUGUCGUACUGUUUAAUUUUGGCAAAGAAAAGUUUGAAGUCAAAAAAGGUGAUCGGAUUGCACAGCUCAUUUGUGAACGGAUUUUUUAUCCCGAAAUAGAAGAAGUUCAAGUUUUGGAUGACACUGAAAGGGGUUCAGGAGGUUUUGGUUCCACUGGAAAGAAUUAAAAUUUAUGCUGAGAAUAGAAAAUGAGAAAUUGUACUUUUUUCUUAAAA
Messenger RNA from Lemur catta (Ring-tailed lemur), 801 nucleotides. It is a transcript of the gene DUT, whose product is annotated as deoxyuridine triphosphatase. Gene Ontology annotation, molecular function: magnesium ion binding; dUTP diphosphatase activity. The record is from RefSeq and is a predicted model, not a curated record. The coding region runs from base 73 to 753 and encodes 226 amino acids. Gene Ontology annotation, biological process: dUMP biosynthetic process; dUTP catabolic process. NCBI's taxonomy places the organism in Eukaryota, Metazoa, Chordata, Mammalia, Primates, Lemuridae. The transcript is spliced from 7 exons.